AUGGCCGCUAAAGAGAGUACAAAGAGUACAAAAAGCACGGAAGAGUGUGCGGCGCCACAAUCUGGUUUCUAUGGAUUAGCCGAUCAUCCAAAUCAUGGCAUCAUCGCAUCGAUUUUAAAACGAAAGAGUCGAAAGUUCAAGAUAUCGGAUGAGGUCAUGAAGAUGUGCAAAGCAGUGGAAGCCUACAAAUCUGCGUCCGACAAUCUUCACCAAUCGAUUCUCUACUGGCUUGUUGAGGAUCCAGACAUUUCGAAGCAACUGGUUUCUGUGUUUAAAACCGAUCCAAAAUACAAAUACGCUGGACAGUACCUGAUGACUUAUGAGAAUUUGAUGAAAAGGGGAAGGGAUAAGACAAAGUAUGAAAGUAUGGAGCCAGUGAUGAAGACGUUGAUGGCGUUGGAUGUGGAACAGGAGAAGAGGAUCAAGAAGAUGGUCGAGAUUCUGAGACCAUUGACAAAGUUCAUUGGAGAGGAUUAUUGGGAGUACGCAAGACUUAGGAAAGUAUACUGGGAGUCACUGGAAGGUUACGAGGACGCGAUCACAGUGCAGAACAAGGAACGAACGGAACAAUCAGAACAAGCCACGGCGAAUGCUCAAAAAUGGAGAAACGAUUGUCGUCAGAAAAUAACCGAUUUCAUUCAAACGUCUAUUUUCGAUCAGAAAUCGAAACACGCGGAGUGCGUUCUCAAAUUUCGGGACGAGGCCGUGUACUUUCAUCGCGCCAUGUCUGAACUGAUUCCGUUCAACGAGGGCAAGAACAAUAGUGGAAUGAAAGCGCCGACUUCUAAGUGA
This is a messenger RNA of Caenorhabditis briggsae, 792 nucleotides long. Bases 1 to 792 code for a protein of 263 amino acids. The transcript is spliced from 4 exons. Lineage: Eukaryota; Metazoa; Nematoda; Chromadorea; Rhabditida; Rhabditidae. The record is from RefSeq and is a predicted model, not a curated record.